Saccostrea cuccullata (small rock oyster) is the source of this 2650-nucleotide messenger RNA. RefSeq lists its product as uncharacterized. The record is from RefSeq and is a predicted model, not a curated record. Bases 1 to 2382 code for a protein of 793 amino acids. NCBI's taxonomy places the organism in Eukaryota, Metazoa, Mollusca, Bivalvia, Ostreida, Ostreidae. The transcript has 6 exons.
AUGACUCAGGAAAUAGAGGAAUACUUCGAAGAGUUCUGGAAUGCUGUACCAGACGAGGACAGGGAUUGGUUAAGUGAUUCUCUGAAUGAUCGGGAAUAUGCAGUAGGUCUGGAGGAACUUAAUGAUAAUACCAAGGAAAUGCUGGAGUCAAUAAAAAGGGCCAUAGUCGACCUAUUUACAGACGAGACCAAUACAAAAAUUGCAUUGCCUUCUUCAUGGGCUCUAAUGGAGCAGUUAUUGUAUGAAGGAGGCUGGAAGGUUUUGUCCCUGAGUGAAAUCUGGAAGCUCAAUUCAUCUCUUCCCGAUGAAUACCAAAUCAAAAGUGAUGAAGAAAUGUCAAACUUUUUAAAAUGUUUCUAUGAUAAUGGCCUUCUUUUGAAUUUUCAAGAAGCGAAAUUGAAAGAACAUGUUAUACUAGACAUUCAGUGGUUUGCUAAUGCUUUCAGUAAGAUAAUUGCUGAUGAAAACCACAUCACUAAAGACUGUAAAAGGAAAUUAAUCAGAGAGUGGAAAUCCUUUAACAAAACGGGGGAACUAAAAAAUAAAGUGAUAGAUGCUUUGUGGAAAGAUGAACCCUCUUACAUGAAAUACAAAAGUGAGAUUAUGUCAUAUAUGGAGAAACUUCAAAUGCUGGUACAUUUGAAUUCAUAUGAGGCUGUAUCAGAAGGUGGCAUGUCAUGGUAUGUCCCAUGUAUGAACAAAAAACAGUUUAAAGCUGACUUCCGUGAAGAUGAAUGGGAAUGCUCGUCGAUUUUGUGCUAUCGAUUCGCUUCCUUUGCCAUGUUUGUGUUUUACAGACUUGUUGCAUAUUGCAUAAGUUUUCUAAGAUGGAGUGUUACAAUAGACAAAGACAAUGAAAAAAGUCCAUGUCUUUAUCAAACAGCAGCAGUGUUUGAUCACAAUGAACACACUGUUGUUGUUGGCAUAUGUAAUGACGAUAUUCAGUUGCAGGUGCUGAGAAUCAAACCAUUGACUGUUGACAAAGAGGUAUCAAAUGAAAUUGGAGUCUCCAUUGAUAAAGCAAUAAAAAAAUUGACAGAAACAUUUAUUGACACAAAAACAUUCUACAGAGGAUACAAAUGUCUAAACAUUAUUUGUAAUGACAAAGAUGUAUCUUUUAUCCUUGCAAGUGAGCUUUCCAGAAUCAAGGCCAGAGAAACGCAGUGCAAAUGCCAACUUCAGGAGAAACAUGUGAUUAAUGUACAGACCACUCUGGGAUUUUGGGAAAAGAAACCUGUAAAAGAUGCAGAAGAACACAGAGGUUUAUUACAGUCCUCUUUAGAUAGCCUUGAUGCAGGAGAAUCAGCAUCAGGAAAGUUUCAAAAGACGAUUGAUAAUUCACAGCGGAGUAAAGAACCAGAAACCUUGUUCUGCGAAGAAUGGCAUAAAAGUGUUGGUCACUUGGUGUGUAGUGAUGGGAUAGCUGGUACCGCAUUCAGGGUUGGAAGUCGUUAUCUGAUGACAGCAUCCCAUGUGAUAAGAAACACUUUAGAAAUGUACACCGAUAAGAUCAUAGAGAACACCCAGUCUGAUCCAUAUCGCAGGAUUAAUUAUUCAAGGCUAUUGCAAAAACUGCAAGUAGGGGAAUCCGGAAGAGAUAUUGAAGAGAAAUUAAAAAAUGGGAUUCAUGAAUGGCUGAAAAAGACUAGUUAUCAAGUAUUGAUCACCAGCCUACUGAGUGCUUUGGUGGAUACAGGAUUUUCAUGUGCCAAAGACAAAUCCAUGAAAUACAUCGAGGACAACCCUAUUUAUGUAUAUUUUGGUCGUACAAGAGAACACGUUAACUAUAAACCAUAUCCUUUGAGAUAUGACAUUCCAUUCUACAGCAAACAGGAAGAAGAUGACAUUGCUUUAUUAGAAGUUGAUUGGACAGAAUUACCAAAGCCAUUUAUUUUGGAUAUAUCUCGCAAGCAACCAGAAAAUGUAACCAUUAUUGGUCACCCAGCCUACCAUGGCAAUGAACAGAUAAUUGACAGAAAAUGUCCUUUAAUUUCGGAAUGUGAAGCCUUUCAAACGUACUGUAAAGCACUUUUGUGGUGGAAGAGUAAUUAUCCUGAAUUGGAGACAGAAAAAAUUAAAAAAGCUUAUGAUUUCGACAAGAGGCUAAAGGUAAGGGUACUCUUCCACUGCUCAGAAUCUACAACUCAUGGUGCUUCUGGAGGCCCUGGGAUCAUUGAUUUAGAUAAAGGCUUGCCAAAAGUGUAUGUAAUGCUCCAAGAAGGAAUCCCAGGCUUUGUGCAUGAUGCAUCUAUGAAAGAAAUAUUGAGGACUUGCCCUAAGGAAUGCCUUGUUGAGAGUGGGAUCAGCAUGUCAAGAAUCUAUGAACUUUUAAGCAGUAUACCUCAACUUAAAGAAUUGCGAGAUAACAUUUUUCAUACUUGAUAAUGAUUGUGGUUUUCUUUAAUCACUGUAGACCUCUGGAUUUUUAAUGGUAAUAGUUGUCAGAAUCAGAAAGCUAAUAGAUAAGCAAAUUGAUUAAUUUGUCAGCAUAAAAUUUAAAAUCAGACAGAUGUGAUACUUGACACAACGAAGUAAUAUCUUUACUAUGGCUUAGGGACAAAAUUGCGUUCAAUGGUCCUAUUAAAAAAAUUGUAUAACUGCUUAUUAAAAUAAAUAUGUAGGAGACACUUUAAGGAAGUUGUAAUUUUUU